AUGAUUGAUGCUAUGCCAUAUCUAGGAAAAUGCACUCAAACCAAUGGUUUGCCUCUCGGUGAAUUUUAUGUAAAAGAACUUACAAAAGCAGUUCAUGGCAGUAAUAGAAAUGUCACAUGUGAUAAUUGGUUCACAUCAGUUCCAUUAGCAAAAAACUUGCUAAGGCAGCCAUACAACUUGACCUUGGUCGGCACUAUUAGGUCAAACAAACGGGAAAUACCUGAAGAGCUGAAAAGAAUGCAUUUCAGGCGAGUAAGAACAUCCAUGUUCUGUUAUGAUGGGCCGUUGACGUUAGUGUCGUACAAACCAAAACCGAGCAAGUUGGUGUUUGUUCUAUCAUCGUGUGAUGAAGAGGGCACCGUUCAUACUACCACCGGCAAACCAAAUAUGAUUCAUUUUUAUAAUAGUAAAAGAAGCUUGAAAUUGAUUGAACUAUCAUUGCAAGGCGUAUCACCUAACCAGUUAGGUGUGAUACACAAACUCGAGAACUCCGAACGGCCGCUUCGAAAAAUCGUUAUUCUUGAAAACAGAAUUAUAAAAAAAGCCGAGAAGAAAGUUGAUAUAAUUCCAACUGAUUUAUCAGAUAUUAUAGGAGCGAGCACGAGCCAUGAACCUUUCAAUAUAAUGACGAUACAAUAUAAUGUUAAUUUUGAGUAUAUUUCUGAUAAUACCCUGGAACUGAAAAACAACGAAGAAAAAGAAGACGUAAUUGACACAAAUGUGUAA
This is a messenger RNA of Parnassius mnemosyne (clouded apollo), 726 nucleotides long. NCBI's taxonomy places the organism in Eukaryota, Metazoa, Arthropoda, Insecta, Lepidoptera, Papilionidae. The record is from the annotation of a GenBank genome assembly.